GACGCGCAGCGCGCCGUGGCCAACAUCUACAACUCAUACAUCGCGGCCGCUGCAAUUGGUGCUGCGUGGGAAGUCGGUCUGUUCGAAGAGCUGCGCCAGCACGAACACGUCCACAUAUCCGAGUUCGCAACUAAGCAGAGCCUGGACCUGAAAUCCACUCAGGGGUUGGUGGUUUCGUUGACUGUUGUCGGCAUACUCCAGCAUAAAGGAGAUAUUGUCCAGACGGGCAGAUUGUUCGACGAGGCUUAUACGCAGAAGUCCGUCUUCCACUGGCUGGCUCUCGGCUCAGGUACACUGUUUGCACGUAUGCAGUACGUGCUUCGCAAGGAGAAUCGGACUGGAGAUUAUUACACACGGGAUAGUGUUGCUAUCGGAUACGCCUGCAAGGACAUCAACACUGUUCAUUUCGAUCCCAUAUUCUGGACGGCGAUGAAGCAGCUUGAUUUCAGUUUUCACAAGGUCGUUGACCUGGGCAGCGGCAGCGGUGAACGCUUGAUGGAAAUCUUGAACCGUUACCCCAACACCAAAGGUCUCGGUAUCGAUGUCGCUGCUCCUGCGCUGCAGAAGUCCGCAAACGAUGCGGAGACACGCGGCUUCGGGGAUCGAUUGUCGUUCACCUUGGGUGACGCCACUAAUCUGGAACAUCGCGAAGAAUUCGCUGAUGUAGACCUAUUGACAUGCUUUCUUAUGGGACACGACUUCUGGCCACGGGAGAAUUGCAUUGCCUCGCUCCAACGUUUGCGGUCGGCCUUUCCCAAAGCUCGCCGCUUUUUGCUGGGCGACACUGUCCGAAUCCUCCUGAAUCAGACAGGGCUCUCCAAGUACGCAGUUACCGAGGAAAGUGUUCCCAGCUUCACUCUCGGGUUUGAAUUUGGUCAUGCGCUGAUGGAUACGUAUAUCCCUACAAUGGAGGAUUGGGAGGGCGUCUUCGCCGAAGGGGGCUGGCGCUGUGUCAAGCAACAUCUAAUAGAGACGCAGUCUCUUUCCGUUAUUUUCGAGCUUGAA
Alternaria alternata is the source of this 1005-nucleotide messenger RNA. RefSeq names its product methyltransferase MppJ. The annotation marks the transcript as partial. NCBI's taxonomy places the organism in Eukaryota, Fungi, Ascomycota, Dothideomycetes, Pleosporales, Pleosporaceae. The transcript has a single exon. The record is from RefSeq and is a predicted model, not a curated record.